AUGGGUCGCUUUCUGGUGACCUGUUCUGUGCCUGGCGUUGUUGAAAGUCGGUGCUGCGGAGUCCAUGAUACGGACCAGCACCGCCGCACCGCCGUGAAAGGUGGCUUAAAGAUGUACUCGUACUCGUAUCCCUCCUUUGCGCCGGACGCCUCCUUAUCCCCGAGGAGGGGGCCGAUAUCGCAGUGCGCACCCCGUCUAUCGCCCGACGGGGAGGGCAGCUCUAACACCGGCUCGCGGACAAGGCAGGUGCCCGCCCGCAAGCGUGCCCGAGCCCUGUCGACCGCUGCCUGCUGCUGGUCCCGGGGCAUGGCCUGCGUCAUCCUCACCCACCCUUGGGAGGGGGUGCCAGCCUUGCAGCGGAACGCCGGAGACGAGCUGAAGUUUACGCUCUUGAAUCGCGAGCUGAGCGGCAUCGCGAGUCUGGAGGGCCCCCACACGCUGCGGGUUAGAGCUGCCCUCCCCGUCGGGCGAUAG
Molecule: messenger RNA, 474 nt
Organism: Volvox carteri f. nagariensis
Lineage: Eukaryota; Viridiplantae; Chlorophyta; Chlorophyceae; Chlamydomonadales; Volvocaceae
Exons: 3
Coding region: 1-474 (157 amino acids)
Source: RefSeq, a predicted model, not a curated record